Molecule: messenger RNA, 2827 nt
Organism: Solea solea (common sole)
Lineage: Eukaryota; Metazoa; Chordata; Actinopteri; Pleuronectiformes; Soleidae
Product: protocadherin gamma-C5-like
Exons: 1
Coding region: 203-2713 (836 amino acids)
Biological process (GO): homophilic cell-cell adhesion
Cellular component (GO): plasma membrane
Molecular function (GO): calcium ion binding
Source: RefSeq, a predicted model, not a curated record
UGUGAUUGGUGGGAGCAAGUGUACUCUGUCCACCAAUGAUAUCCAGAGCUGUACAAAGAGAUCUACUCAGUCUCACCGAGUAGCUUCAGCAUCGUAAUCAUUGCAACGCUCUGCACAACAGAGGGGGAAUAAUGCAGACACAAAGAAUGAUGAGGACGCCCUUACAUUGGAGUAUACAUAUUUUCGGCUAAAUCAUUGAAAUAUGGGAUUAAUGCAACGAGGAAUGAUGUGGAACAAACUGUCUGCAUGGCAGAUUUUUUUAUGGUGGCACAAUUUCUCUCUGUUGUGGAGUACAAUAGAUGGACAGACUCGCUACAGCAUCCCGGAGGAAGUGAAACAGGGCACCGUGGUAGGAAAUCUCGCCAAGGAUUUGGGUUUGGUUGUAUCUGAAUUGUAUCGACGUAAAUUGCGGAUAACAUCGGAAGCUGGUAGACAGUAUUUCAGUGUUGACUUGGGGAAGGGAGAACUGGUGGUCAUUGAUAGGAUAGACAGGGAGGAACUGUGCGGACAAAGACCGUCAUGUCUGUUGCCUUUAGAACUAGUAAUAGAUAACCCCCUGCAGCUGCACAGAGUCGAAAUUGAUAUACAGGAUACAAACGAUAAUUCGCCCGGCUUUCUUACUAAAGGAAAAGUGUUGAAAAUUGCAGAGCUGGUGAAUCCUGGCGCGCGAUUUCCUUUAGAAAAUGCACACGACCCAGAUGUAGGUGCUAAUUCUGUGCGCUCAUACCUCAUUAGUAAGAACGACAAUUUCAAACUGACUGUUAAAAAUCAUAAAGAUGGAAGGAAAAUCCCUGAACUAGUUCUCGAAAAACCUCUGGAUCGGGAAAAGCUGCCUGUGCAUAAUCUUAUUCUCACCGCUGUUGACGGCGGAGACCCUGUGCGCUCAGGAACAUCUGAAAUAACAGUUAUAGUGCUUGACAAUAAUGAUAAUGCACCACAAUUUGAGAGGCAGAUAUAUGAGGCAAAUGUCAGUGAGGUGGCAAUACCAGGAACGGAAGUAUUGCAGGUUAAGGCCACAGAUGCAGACGAAGGACUGAAUGGAGUAAUUGAAUAUUUUUUUGCAGAACAAACUACAGAUAUUAUUUUAUCAUUAUUUGAUAUUGCAUCUUCUACUGGGAUUAUUGUAGUCAAGGGAGCGUUAGAUCAUGAAACAAACUCUGUGCACAGAUUUGAUGUAAUAGCAAUGGACAAAGGCAACCCUAAAAUGGAUGGACAUUGUGGCGUCGAAAUUAAAGUAGUGGACAUCAAUGAUAAUAUUCCUGAAAUAAUUGUGACGUCAUUAACAACACCUGUUCCAGAAGAUUCUGCAGUCGGUACAGUUAUUGCAUUAUUAAGCGCAAAAGACCCUGAUUCAGGUGACAACGGCAAGGUUACUUUAACUUUGUCGUCAAAGUUCCCCUUCAAGUUAAAUCCGUCGGUCUCAAACCAUUAUUCAUUAGUAACGAAUGGGCCACUUGACCGUGAAAAUUAUCACCAAUAUAGUGUCAAGAUAAGUGCCGUUGAUUCUGGAAAACCGGUAUUAAUGAGUGAAAAAAUAAUACUCGUUGAAUUAUUAGAUGUAAAUGACAACCCACCAGUUUUCUCCCUGCCUUCUUAUGUCGUCUAUGUAAAGGAGAACCAUCCUCCUGGUAAAAUCCUGUACUCAGUAUCAGCCUCUGACCUGGAUUUUGGAGAAAAUGCUAAGAUCUCUUACUCUAUACUGGACUCUAAAGUGCAGGACGUUUCUGUCUCAUCGUAUGUUUACAUUAACUCAGAUAACGGCAGCAUCUACAGCAUGCACUCGUUUGACUAUGAGAAACUCAAGGUGUUUCAGAUUCAGGUUCAGGCAAAGGAUCAGGGCUCUCCGUCUCUCAGCAGCAACGCUACUGUCCAUGUUUUUAUCCUGGAUCAGAACGACAACGCACCCGCUGUUAUUUACCCCUCCUCCGCUGCCAUGGGCUCCCUCUCUCAUCAGAGGAUGCCCCGCUUCGCUAAAGCGGGUCACCUGGUUACCAAGGUGACAGCUGUGGACGCUGACUCGGGCCAUAACGCCUGGAUCUCCUACAAACUGAAGGAGGCCACAGACGCGUCUCUGUUCACUGUCAAUCUGUACACAGGGGAGGUGAGGACUAAACGCGCUGUGUCCGAGCAGGACGACUCCUCUCAGAGGCUGCUUAUAGAGAUCAGAGACGACGGGGAACCGGCUCAAUCAUCCACCGUCACGGUGUCCAUCCUGCUGGAGGACGGUCUCCAUGAGCCCAUCUUAGACCUGCGACAGAAGGUAGCAGAGCCCAGCAAGAAAAACGGGAGAAUCGCCCUUUAUCUGAUUCUCUCUCUGGCCUCGGUGUCCGUGCUGUCUCUGUUGACUUUUCUCAUCUUAGCGGUUAAAUGCAUCAGGAACAGCAGAAGCAGCGGUAGUUGCUGCAUGAGACGGAGCGACUGUGAUGAUUACAAGAACCCCAACAGAAACCUGCAGAUUCAGCUCAACUCUGAUGGACCCAUAAAGUACGUGGAGGUGCUGGGAGGAGACAUGUUGUCUCAGAGUCACUCCUUCAGGUCCUGCAUGUCUCCAAUGUCAGAGUACAGUGAUUUCACUUUGAUUAAGCCCAGCAGCACCACUGACUUUAAGGAGGUGAUCAGUGUCCUGGAUGCGUCUUUACCUGACAGCACCUGGACCUUUGAGAGCCAGCAGGUGAGCAGAAAACAACUACUUAUCUAUGUCAUUGAGAAAUGAACACAUCCUGUUGAUUACAAGAAAUAUUCAGUCACAUUAUUUUCAUCCAACACAUCUGACAGUCACCCAUUCCUAGUAUUUCAGCACCAUGUUAGUGGACAGCGACGCUGGGUG